AUGCCACCCGCGGAGGAUGCAGCCAGCUUCGACGUCAUCGUUGUAGGCGCAGGCCUUACCGGUAUCAUUGCAGCGCAGCGCCUGCUCGAAGCGCAUCCACAGACACGACUGGCCAUCCUGGAGGGUGACUACUGCGUCGGAGGAGUAUGGAACAAGCCCGAGGACUGCAUGCAUGACUUUUUCCGCGCAAAGUAUACGACAAAGUAUCUCGAGCAUUACGUCGAUAGGAUGAGCCACGCCGGCAAGACGUUACGGGAUAGAAUACAGUUCGACACCCACGUUGAGUCCAUCAAGAAGGUCGAUGGUCAGUGGCGAUUCAUGUGCGUCGACACGAUCACCAAGUCCGAGCGAGAAAUGUUCUCCUCGAGGGUCAUGAUGGCAAACGGCCAGUCUUCGGUCCCCAACAUACCCAACUUUCCUGGUCAGGAGCACUUCCAUGGGAAGAUCAUCCACUCAAUCGAUUUCGGCCAAUCUGACAUCGUCCAAAACAAAUCCAUCCAACACGUUUCCGUCAUUGGCGCAGGAAAGUCCGCUGCCGACAUGGUAUAUCAGGCAGUGAAGGCGGGCAAGACUGUGUCAUGGAUCGUUGGCAAAACCGGAAACGGAUCGCUUGGGCCUGCAGCCCUCGCACCUAUCAACCUUCCCACGCCGUAUAAAAGCGGAGUUGAGGCGUCGCAGGCGAGGAUUAUGGCAUCCCUGCAGCCCAAAAUAUUCUCAGCGCUGGAUAAAACAGUCCGCAAGUACGCUGGCUAUCGAGAGAGGAAGAUUGGCAAAGGCUUUGAAAAGCUGGAAUACGACAACGAGAUCAUCUGGCAGAACGGGACCGCUGGAGGCUGCCAUUUUGACGACUUCUGGCCCCUCGUCGCGGAGAAAGUCUACGUCUAUCGUGGCGAGGUCAAGCUUCUGAGCGGCAACGAACUAUACCUCAAUGACGAGGACGUCACGCAUUUCCCGUGCGACGCCGUCUUGUGUGGAACUGGCUGGAGACACGGGCUUGACAUGUUCGACCACGGCACGCUCAUGGCGCUAGGCCUGCCAUUCCACAAGGAUAUCGAGCCACAGGAGGAGACAGCCAAGUGGCAGAAGCUCGUCGGCGAAGCGGACGAACAGGUCCUCCGGCGGUUCGUCAUGCUCAGGAACCCGCCAGAGCACUACCACAAGUACGAAGCACGAACGCCCUAUAGGCUCUAUCAGACGAUGGCGCCUGUAAACGACGAUUCUAUCCUCUUCAUGAACCACGUCGUUGCAGGGGAGAAAUUGUUCGCGGCCGAGGCGCAAGCCAUCUGGGCGGUGGCAUACUGGGACCAGGCGUUCAAGCUACCCUCCGUUGCGGAGAGGGAAAAGGACAUCGCGCACAUGAUUGCCUGGAACAAGCGGCGAUAUCUGUCGAACGGCGAGCUUGGGAAUUUCGCUGCCUUUGACAGUGUUCCGUACGCGGACAGGCUAUUUGACGAGAUCGGCCUCACGGCGCAUCGGAACAAGGGCUGGUUGGGGAACAUGUUCUCGCCUAUCAUGCCUGCUGAUCUGGGCAAGGUGUGGCAGGAGUAUCUCGCGAAGCGAAGCGAACAGUAG
This is a messenger RNA of Diaporthe citri, 1572 nucleotides long. RefSeq lists its product as uncharacterized. The record is from RefSeq and is a predicted model, not a curated record. Gene Ontology annotation, molecular function: N,N-dimethylaniline monooxygenase activity; flavin adenine dinucleotide binding; NADP binding. The coding region runs from base 1 to 1572 and encodes 523 amino acids. The transcript is spliced from 5 exons. Lineage: Eukaryota; Fungi; Ascomycota; Sordariomycetes; Diaporthales; Diaporthaceae.